This is a messenger RNA of Haliotis rufescens (red abalone), 2930 nucleotides long. RefSeq names its product nostrin-like. The record is from RefSeq and is a predicted model, not a curated record. Gene Ontology annotation, molecular function: protein binding. Lineage: Eukaryota; Metazoa; Mollusca; Gastropoda; Lepetellida; Haliotidae. The transcript has 17 exons. Bases 793 to 2358 code for a protein of 521 amino acids. Gene Ontology annotation, cellular component: plasma membrane; cytoplasm.
AACAGAAUCACAAGUUGGUUUGAAGGCCAACAAACUCAAUCUAAAUUCGCCACAAGGCAUGUUUCUUUCAAGUUGACACUGAUCAGGCGAUUUGGACAAGUUUUGCACUUGAAAGAUCCAAGAUGGCCAUAGUUGGCGAGAUGGACAUUCCCUACAGUGUACCACCUUCCGCUUCCCGACACAUCUGCAAUUAAUAGCCUAUCUGACAGCUGAUGAUGGGGACGUGUAUAUUUACCUGUCCGGGUCCCAACAGGUAACUGUUUACCUGAGCAGUGGAUUGGCUUUGUUACCUGUGUGGGAUGUUGAGCACUCGGCUGGAGUCGGCAGUAGCUGUGUUGUACCUGAAGUAGAAAGUCGUGAUUGUGAGUCGGUGGGAGUUUGGAGGUAUUUAUUUCUAACACUGGGACUGUUUAUUCAAGAAUAUUCAAGUUGGAGUUUUGUGAUACUCAGAAGAUAUUCAGAAAUUGGAUUUGACGAAAAAGUGAAUUUGUGGAUUCUUUGGUAUCUUGUGGAUUCGUCUGUUGAAUAAUUCAGCUGUUGUCGGAGUCGCGCGGAUACAUUCAUCUGGAUACCAAACAAAGAAAUAUCGGAGUCUGGAUUUGUACAACAUUAAAGGAAAUCUUAAACUUCAUCUGACAACCAUGUCAAUAUUUUGAUCUUGACUGACACUGAAAGUGGCCAUGUUUGUGGUUUUGUCGACGGCAGUUGACGUCAACAGAUGCUUGUGUCAUGCUGCUUUUCAAGUCUGCUUCCAUAAUUAGAAGUGUUAACUCGAUGCACUCCAAACUUUGAAUGAUGAAGCAUUUUGGGAGCAGAAGAAAAAGUGCUAUUAUAGAUCAUACAUCAUUUGAUUUGGGCCAUGACGGAUUUGAGGAACUACGCAAAUACAUCAAACAUGGCAGUGAGUUCACCAAAGAGGUGGCUGUCAUCUUACAAGAGAGGGCGGAUAUUGAAGGCACGUACGCCAAGGGGUUGGCAAGAAUUGGCAUUAAGCUAGCUAAGGCUGCCGGCACUGGGUUGGGGAGUUUAUCUGAUGGAUGGAAGACGGCAGCUGCGGCCAUGGAACAGGAGGCGGAGUUACAUAAAAAUUUAGCUGCUGGAUUGCUGGAAGAAAUUAGUAAACCCCUGAAAUCUGUUGUAGAAACGCAAAAUAAAGCAAGGAAGCCGAUCGAGGCCAUGGUAGAUAAAGCAUUCAGGAAUCUCACAGACAGAAGAGCGGACGAGUAUAAGGCCAAGAAGAACGCUGUGUCAUGUGCUAAAGAAUAUGAGAAGGUAGAGGAGUCAGAGGUCAAAUCAGGGAAGUCAAAAGACAUUGCAAAGAUGGAGAAGAAGAGUAAGAACUCGCUGGCGGCGGUGCGGAAGGCAGACAAGGAGUACACCGAGUGCUGCUACAAGGGGGAGACCUCCAGACAGGACUGGGAGUUCACCGUCUCCAAGGGUAGUACCCAGAUGCAACACUUAGAAGAAGAUCGCGUGAAGACGAUGCAGGAAUACCUCAACAAGUACAACAGUCAUUUAUCUGUGCUGCCUCCGAAACUGACACGGAUAUUAGACCACCUCAAUGAGAGUGUGAUGGCAGUUGACCUUCAGAAUGACCUUGAAAUUGUGGUGCGGGAGAAAGGCGUGAAGGGUGCCAGGAUGCCAGAGCAAGUGUUGAUGGACUGCUAUGCUGAAGAUACUCAGUUUAACAUGAACGCUGUGCGGCGGCGGAACGCGCUUCAGAACUACCUGCUCUACAUACAACAGAUGCUGGAGAGAGACCGCAAGGGCAAGGAGGGUGUACAGAAGCUGGUGGAUGUGUACAAGUCCAAGCCGAAUUUUGCUGAUGCUGAUGCUCAGGAAGAUGUGAAACAGAGAUUAGAACAGACCACCUUCACCCUCAACUUCCUGGAAGCUAGUCACUACAAGAUAGCCAAGUCCCUGGCCAAGCUGGACAAGAGAGACCCACCAGUUCAUAAAUUUUCUCAGUAUAUUGAGACCACCAGGGAAAAACAGGGUCACAUGGUCAGUUUGUUGAAGCUGCCGAUGAACCUGGCGCUGGAUGGCAACUCGGACUACACAUACUCAGCUGGCUCCGUCACGUCGCUCGGCUCUGUCGGGGACCACUACUCAACCGUCGAUCCAAGCUACGACGAUGAUGAGUUUGGUAAUGAUGAAUUUGACGAUUUCCCUCCAAACACACCGAUCGGCAGAUGUAAAGCUGUGUACGAUUAUGAUGCUGUUGAGGGAGAUGAGAUUUCAAUCAAACAAGGUGACAUAAUCUCGGUGUACGAGAAACUGGCCGACGGCUGGUGGCAAGGAGAACUGAACGGGGCCGUGGGGAUCUUCCCAUCAACGUACGUGGAGGAUAUAAAAUGAGGACCUGUCCGUCUAGCAUCUGGUGUACAUAGAGAUGUAUUUAUAUACAACUCCCAGCAUUCUGCAUAAUGUACAUAGCAGUAGGAGACCUACCCUUAAGAGGCCCUGUAUAUACACACUAGUGAGCUAUGGUCCGUAUUGAUGGGGCUGGAUGUCAUCUGGGUAUUUAUUGAACAGUUACACAUGCUCAUUUGUCGUAAAAGCAGGAAUGACAUUCUUGUCACAAAAGGAUAGUGUCAAGAGCCUUCAACAAAGUGGCCAUGGAUCAAGAGUGAAUGUCAGUGUUCAAAUGUAUGAGUUACCACUGUGAUUGCUCUGUGUGUAGUCUUGACGUAACAAGCACUGAGGUAGUUCUUGUUGCUGAGAAGACCACCAUUGUCACUAUUGGUCUUGUACACACUACGUUCUUCCAUCAGACCUGUAACUAGAUUCGACUCUAGCAAAUGAAAUGACUGAGUGAGUGAGUGAGUGUGUGAGUUGGGUUUGACGCCGCAUUUAACAGUAAUCCAGUUAUAUCACAGCAUGUCAGCUUAAUUUUGGAGGAAAGCCCGAAGUGAUGCAGGUCUCAGACG